UAGCUAUUUACGUAAAAACUGUUAACAAUAAAUUACACAAAAUUGGUCAAAUAAGAACAAUGACGAUAAGUACGGCGGACUUUAAGAUCCACUGUGUAUCCAUUUCAGUUUCAGCUCUCUUUCUGUAUUUUUUCUUUCCUCAUUCACUCCAGAUUCAAAAAGAAAAAACAGUUUCAGAGUCUGAAUCUUACAUAAUAUUUUUUUUUUCUUUCUUUCCACCGAAAUAAGAAAAUGGGAUCAGAAAACGGUGACGAUGGGCUUCGUCGGAGAGGUUGUUCAUGCACGAAAUAUGAUUUUCUCCCGGAGGAAUCGUUCAAAAGCAUGGGGAAUUACUUUAAAGCUCUUAAAGAGACACCGAGUCGGUUCGUAGACCGUUUACUGACUCGGUCACAAGACUCGGUGGAGAUUCAUGAUAUGAAGGCACGUAGUGGUCACGAAAUGAAGAAAACGUUAACGUGGUGGGAUCUGAUGUGGUUUGGUGUUGGUGCAGUCAUUGGGUCAGGAAUAUUCGUUCUUACCGGACAAGAAGCACGUGACAGUGCUGGUCCCGCUGUUGUGGUGUCCUUUGUAGUCUCAGGUGUCUCGGCUAUGCUCUCCGUGUUUUGUUACACCGAGUUCGCCGUGGAGAUUCCUGUCGCAGGUGGUUCUUUUGCCUACUUGAGAGUGGAGCUAGGCGACUUCAUGGCUUUCAUCGCCGCUGGAAAUAUAAUCCUCCAGUACAUAGUCGGUGGAGCCGCCGUAGCUAGGUCAUGGACCUCUUACUUCGCCACUCUCUUAAACCAUAAACCUGACGACUUCCGCAUAGUAGCUAACAGUCUCCACGAAGACUAUAACCACUUAGAUCCAAUCUCGGUCGGCGUUUGCGUGAUCAUUUGUGUUUUAGCUGCCAUUGGCACAAAAGGCUCAUCAGUCUUCAACUACAUCGCUUCUAUUAUCCAUAUGCUCGUGAUUCUCUUUAUAGUCAUAGCAGGAUUUAUUAGAGCUGAUUUCAAAAACUACUCCGACUUUGCUCCCUUUGGAGCUAGAGGAGUAUUUAAGUCUGCUUCGGUUCUUUUCUUUGCUUAUAUUGGAUUCGAUGCGGUUUCAACCAUGGCUGAGGAGACAAAGAAUCCUGGGAGAGACAUUCCUAUUGGUCUUGUUGGAUCGAUGGUGCUUACUACGGUUUGUUAUUGUUUAAUGGCGGCUGCGUUGUGUCUUAUGCAACCGUAUGGGAUGAUUGAUCCGGAUGCACCGUUUUCUGUCGCGUUCUCUGCGGUUGGAUGGGAUUGGGCUAAGUACCUGGUCGCCUUUGGUGCUCUUAAAGGUAUGACGACCGUAUUGUUAGUUGGAGCCAUCGGUCAAGCUAGGUACAUGACGCACAUAGCUCGAGCACACAUGAUGCCACCAUGGCUAGCUCAUGUCAACGCAAAGACCGGAACACCCAUUAACGCGACAGUGAUUAUGCUGUCCGCGACAGCUCUCAUCGCAUUCUUCACAAAAUUAGGAAUCCUAGCCGAUCUCUUAUCCGUGUCCACACUUUUCAUCUUCAUGCUCGUCGCGGUGGCUCUCCUCGUUAGGAGAUAUUACGUAACCGGAGAAACAUCUUCCAGUGACCGGACCAAGUUCUUAGUGUUCUUAGGUUUGAUUCUUGCAUCCUCUGCUGCGACUGCUGUCUAUUGGGCCUUGGAAAAGGACAGUUGGAUUGGUUAUUGCGUUACGGUUCCUAUAUGGUUCUUGUCUACUGCUGGGAUGAAGUUUCUUGUGGCACAAGCUAGGGCUCCAAAACUUUGGGGUGUUCCUUUGGUUCCGUGGCUGCCUUCUGCUUCCAUAGCUAUUAAUAUCUUUCUUCUUGGUUCGAUCGAUGCGAAAUCGUACAUUAGGUUUGCGAUCUGGACUGGUGUUCUUCUUGUUUACUACUUUUUGUUUGGGUUGCACGCAACUUACGAUACAGCGAAGGAGACACUAAAGGAGAAGAUGGCGCUGCAGAAUGCUGAAGAAGGUAGUGUUGCUGCGGAGAGUUCUGGUGCUGCAACUUCAGAUCACUAGCUAGCUUGUUUUAAUAAUUGUGACACAAGUUUGAUAGAAUUUUAGUAAUUGGAUUGAAUAGGAGAAGAAAAUUUUCUUUAGAAUUAGUGGGUUGGCCCAACACUAAUGCAAGGGAUCUUAUUCAUAAACCACCUUCGAGUUAGUGGUAACAAAAAGAUUCUGUAGAAAUAGAUAUUUUGUGAUCCAUGAACUCAAGCACACACAAACUCGAUUAGAUGACCAAAGAAUCAGAUUCAAUAGAUCUACAAAUAUUGUAACUUGAUUAAGGAAAAAAAAUUAGAAGCCAAGAGGUCAAUAUAAAGAUUCUAGCCACAAGUCAGUCUUGGAUUCUCUCGAGACCAGACUUCAUCAGUUCUCAAACUAUGAUGUUCCUUGGAGAAUGUGGUCUGCUUUGUAGCUUUAGGACUCUUGCCAUUACAGUCUACGGUAGGCCUGUACAUAACCGAAAACCAAAAACCAA
Brassica napus (rape) is the source of this 2485-nucleotide messenger RNA. Its product is annotated as cationic amino acid transporter 1. Gene Ontology annotation, cellular component: plasma membrane. The transcript is spliced from 3 exons. The record is from RefSeq and is a predicted model, not a curated record. Gene Ontology annotation, biological process: transmembrane transport; amino acid transport. NCBI's taxonomy places the organism in Eukaryota, Viridiplantae, Streptophyta, Magnoliopsida, Brassicales, Brassicaceae. Bases 232 to 2025 code for a protein of 597 amino acids. Gene Ontology annotation, molecular function: L-glutamate transmembrane transporter activity; L-lysine transmembrane transporter activity.